AUGUUGAUAAAGUCGUUGUUUCAAAAUAUAAGCGAUUGCUGAGUAUAUAAGUCAAGUUCAUUUUGAUCUAAUUCAUUCUAAGUUCAUUAGUUCUUUGAAUAUAUCAAACAUGUCCACCUUCGCUUUUCUGUUGCUCUGCAUCCAGGCUUGCCUUGUCCAGCAAGCGUACAGCCAAGCCCUCCUGGGAGGGUAUGGCCUGGGUCCUCGCGCUUCAGGUUAUGGAAUCGGCGAAGUCGAGGUGGCCGCUGUUGAGGUCGACACCAUUGGCGGCUACGGGUACAACAAUGGCUUGGCCGGACUUGGCGGCUUGGGAUUGACUAACGCUGGUGGCUUGGGACUGGUUAACGCUGGUGGCUUGGGACUGAUUAACGCUGGUGGCUUGGGACUGGCUAACGCUGGUGGCUUAGGAUUUGCUGGAGCUGGACUCGGCCUCAACUCUGGACUCGGUCUUGGACUUGGCGGCUACGGCGGCGUGGGUAACGGCGCACUCGCCGUCGGCGGAGAGCUGCCAGUUGCUGGCACCACGGUCGUCACUGGCGCCGUGCCAGUGCUCGGCGCUGUGAGCUUCAGCGGCAACUUGCCAGCUGCUGGCGCCGUCUCCAUCUCCGGCAACUGCGGAUGCGGUGGUGUGCCAUACGGAAACUACUAAAUCAAAUAAACUGUUACAUUUAAUAAUGCCAUA
Plodia interpunctella (Indianmeal moth) is the source of this 682-nucleotide messenger RNA. RefSeq names its product chorion class CA protein ERA.1-like. The record is from RefSeq and is a predicted model, not a curated record. The coding region runs from base 110 to 649 and encodes 179 amino acids. Gene Ontology annotation, cellular component: egg chorion. The transcript has 2 exons. Gene Ontology annotation, molecular function: structural constituent of egg chorion. NCBI's taxonomy places the organism in Eukaryota, Metazoa, Arthropoda, Insecta, Lepidoptera, Pyralidae. Gene Ontology annotation, biological process: chorion-containing eggshell formation; multicellular organism development.